GUUCGGUUAAUCAUCUGCGAGGCCUCAGAUGCCUCCGACGUCACAAUAUCCGUUCGGUAUUGACCAGGUGAGCACUCCGCGGUAAAAGUGUAAACGUUCGGUAAAGCAUCGACAAAUAUUUCAGAUGCUCAUCUUUUUCAUCCGAGGAUUUGGUGCGAGGACUGCGAGGUUCAAUCAGCUGAUAGACGUUUUUAGGUUAUGGUUUUGUUGUUUUUAAAUGAUAUCUUGUAAAUUGUUGUAAUAUAUUUGAUAUUAUUAGCUGAGAAAUCAUUAAAAAAAUAUUUUAACGAUGGAAGAAAAUCAAAUUGGUUCCCAAACUUUAACAAAAGUUAAGCUUAUCCACAGUAGCGGCUGCAGUUUUGUUGUAAAUCUAACAAACUAUGAAAUUAAUCGUGCAGAAACAGACCCUUCAUUUUUUAAUGAAUUAACUGAGAAGUACUACAAGUUAUACAAAAGAAACCUAGUAAUGCCCGUCUGCAGCAACACAGAAGAUAUAGCAGAAGUCGAAGAAGACUCACAAAUCAUAUCAGAAGAAACGGAACCAGCACUCCUAGAUACAACACCCAGUACCUCAAAUAACAUAAGGGUUUGGACUGAUGCAAAUAUAAAAAAUUUAAUUAAUCUAUAUAAGAUCCACAAGAAUGAAUUUGAAAGUGGAAUUAAAAAAGUGGUUUGGAAAAAAAUUUCAAAAAGCUUAAGUGAGAGUACAAAUACCUGUAUUACUUGGACUCAGUGUGACACUAAAUUUAAAGGUUUAAAGGAAUAUUACAAGAAUAUAAAAAAGCAUAAUGACACUUCAGGAAAUAAUUACAAAUAUUGGAGUUAUUUUGAUGCAAUGGAAGAAUUAUUAGGUAGAAAUCCUGAAAUAACAGCUCCUUUUACUUGCAGUAAUGCUCAAGGUCUUAGAGAUGUCAAUAGGGGACCAGUGACACAAUUACAGUCCACAGUUACUCGAAAUGAUGAUGAUGACUCUACUGCAGAUGAUGGUCAACCCGCUACACCAAAGUCAGCAUUUGAAUUUUCCCAUAGUAGGAGAAAAAGAAAACUAGAUAAUACAGUUGAACGUCGUCAUCGCGAAAAAAUGGAAAGGCAAGAUAGGUACCUAGACCUAUUUGAGAGACUAGUUAACUCGCUAGAAAACAGAAACAACUAAAACUCAUACAGGGUCAUCCAAAAAGCAUGCACCAUAUGGAAAACUGUAUAAGAAUCCAUGUAAACUGUUAUGUCUCAGUUAUCAUUUUUCAAAUUUUUUUGGAUGAAUAUAACAGUUAAUAAAAAUUCAAAAAUUCGAAUUUUUAGUUUUUGG
This is a messenger RNA of Psylliodes chrysocephalus, 1306 nucleotides long. Lineage: Eukaryota; Metazoa; Arthropoda; Insecta; Coleoptera; Chrysomelidae. The record is from the annotation of a GenBank genome assembly.